Cucurbita maxima (winter squash) is the source of this 620-nucleotide messenger RNA. Its product is annotated as 40S ribosomal protein S23. NCBI's taxonomy places the organism in Eukaryota, Viridiplantae, Streptophyta, Magnoliopsida, Cucurbitales, Cucurbitaceae. The record is from RefSeq and is a predicted model, not a curated record. Gene Ontology annotation, molecular function: structural constituent of ribosome. Bases 52 to 480 code for a protein of 142 amino acids. Gene Ontology annotation, biological process: translation. The transcript is spliced from 4 exons. Gene Ontology annotation, cellular component: ribosome; cytosolic small ribosomal subunit.
UGAGUUAAUUAAGCGUUUCUUGAAGAAGUUGCAGCGUCGUGAUCAGCCAUCAUGGGGAAGACUCGAGGAAUGGGAGCUGGACGUAAGUUGAAGUCCCACCGUAGAAGGCAGAGAUGGGCAGAUAAGUCAUAUAAGAAAUCCCAUCUUGGUAAUGAGUGGAAAAAGCCUUUUGCAGGGUCAUCUCAUGCAAAAGGAAUUGUACUCGAAAAAAUUGGAAUUGAAGCCAAGCAGCCAAAUUCUGCUAUUAGAAAAUGUGCUCGUGUUCAACUGAUUAAAAACGGGAAGAAGAUUGCUGCUUUUGUACCUAACGAUGGCUGCCUCAAUUACAUCGAGGAAAAUGACGAGGUGUUGAUAGCGGGAUUUGGACGUAAGGGUCAUGCUGUGGGAGAUAUUCCUGGUGUUAGGUUCAAAGUGGUGAAAGUUUCUGGAGUUUCACUUUUGGCUCUCUUCAAAGAGAAGAAAGAGAAGCCAAGGUCCUAGAAACGCCUUCGCCAAUCACUGAUUUUUGUGUACUCUUAAUUUAAUUUAAAUUCAAAUCAUCCAUCAAAUUUUGAUAUACUCUUAAUUUUUUUAAUUUGAACGCUUAUGCAUGACAGUAUACAGGGGGUUGAUUAGAAUCA